AUGGCGGAGCCUUCUCCUGAGACCUAUGAUAAAAUAAUCACUAAAAUAAACGAAGAGAUUCUAUCACUAAAGAAAGAAGCAGUCUCUGAAGAUGCAAAGGGUCACUCAUGUAACUACUGCAAACCCUUUAAAUUUCGGCCUUGGGCCGCAUUCGACACUGAUUGGGAGCAUGUCGGCGGAGAUCGAGAGUCUGCAGUCGAUACAACGGAGAAACAGGUCCGAAAUAUGGCUGCAUCUGGGUGUGACUUUUGGGCUAUGAUUAAUGACCAAAUUACCUAUCUCGAAUUGAAGGAGAGGGCUGAGCGAAGAAGAGGCAGUGAUAGGUACUCGUUAAAUUGGUCUGAGAGGCGUUAUGAAAAGCUUGUCACUUCACUGGGACAACGUGUUGCUGCUGAGUUUUGGAGGUUACAUCGAAACCGAGCGGUUGCUUGGAUAGACUGCGAGGAGACUGCGAUGAUGUGGGAUUCACUUCAAGAUCCUCGACCUGCCCCUCGAAUACCGGAAACCGUCGUUGGCCCAAGCGACUUUGUGAGAGUAAGCAUCGGGCCUGAUUCUCGAAAGGAGGAUGAUGUGGGACCUUUCAAAAUACGAGUCACUUUAAAAGUUGCUCGUAAAGCUCAAAAGUCUGUGUGGCUACCUUGGAAGCUCUGGGACAACGUCUCAGAAAUUACAUUGAAGAAGUAUCAGGCGUUUUUAAUAGCUUUGGCUUCACCUGGUAGUUUCACAGGACUUGUAGAAAAACAUGUCGCAUCCCCAAUGAACUUGUCACCGGGUAGCACUGCGACAGUGUCUCUCAUUAAGCUCUGGCUUAAGAAAUGCGAGAUCGAACACCAGUGUGGGAUAUCAAAUUGCCCACUAUCAAUGCCCUCGAUGGUCCUCCAAGUGUCUGAUCAAGAUGUUGUGAGAUUGAUCAAAGUGCCUCCUACUACCAAAGAGCGAUACAUUGCGUUGUCAUAUUGCUGGGGCAAAAAGGCCCAGAAAGUCUUGCUUACGAAAGAAACCAUGUCCCGUUUGACGUCAGGCAUUAGCCCACAGGAGCUAGACUCGACCAUUCGUGAUAGCAUCAUCGUUGCGAGAGAGCUUGGUUUCGAGUUUCUCUGGGUUGACGCUCUUUGCAUUCUUCAAGACGACGAACACUUCAAGACAAAAGAGCUACGCAGAAUGGAUGACAUCUAUCGCCAUGCUUCCUUCACAAUAGUUGCUUCCGCAGCGGCUGGUGUCGGAGAGGGGUUUCUCAAGAAACGAGCUUCCACUAUAGACACAUUUCUGCCCGUAGCCGGAAACAGCCGGGUUGUCUUUGAGUUAAAAGCUGAGCGGGGUACCGAUGGCCCGAGUCAACAGGUGCCUGUUUAUCUUCGGCCAGACAAACUAGACGAGGUGGAGCCGUGGUAUAACAGGGCGUGGACGCUUCAAGAAGCACUCUUUUCCGGGCGAAGACUUCAGUACCGAGCCAACCAGACGACAUGGAUUUGCUAUUGCUCGAAAGAGAAGCUGCAGGAGUGCGACGGUUGGGCAGGCGGUAUAGGGCACACCUACUUGAACUUCUGUGACGGAGGGGCCCUCGGUAAGGUGAUGGAAGUUCUAUGGGGUCGUCAGGAUAUUCCGCAACAUGACGUCUUGCUGGAAUAUUGGUAUGACCUUGUUGAGAUUUACACCUCUCGAGAGAUGACAUAUCAAAGAGAUCGCCUACCCGCUAUUUCUGGUAUAGCAAGAGAAUUCUCCUCCAUCUUAAAGGAAAAGUAUCUCUUCGGGCUGUGGAAAUCUGGCCUAGCUACUGGAUUAGUGUGGAGUCUCCAAUCUCCGCGUUUAGGACUUCACCCAGACAGUGGCACCAGUCCCAUGGGGGCACCAUCUUGGAGCUGGGGCUCUGCUGGAGGAUCCGUACAGUGGUCCGGUCGCAAAUUAUAUGAAUGGCACGGACGUGAAGUUUCUGGGUGGAAGCAGAACGACGACUUUGAAAUAUUGACCUGUGAGCUACUUGACGAGGCUAAUGCUGUUGAUCUUUGUUUGCGUGGCCUCACAAUGUCUUUACCCUCAUCGGCAACCUCUCUGUUGGAGAAAAAGACAAUUAAAAUUGGAAACGCGUCGAUAGACGUUGAUUUAGAUCGCGCAGAUGACCACAGGCUUCAGCCUGGUUACGGGUUGAAGAUCGAAAUGCUAGCGAUAAUUAACGUUGGUCAACGGGCAGUAAUCGGCAUUCUCAUAGUGGAGGAGGGGGAACAAAAGUAUUCACGGGUCGGGGUAUUCAAAUUGGAAGGCAUCUGGCCUAGAGGCAGCGAAUUGAAGAAAACCCACGAGGAGCAUCGUCAUCAAAUAAGAAGCAUAUGGGGCGGCGACAAGAACAUUCGGGCAAUAAGUCUGAUUUGA
Messenger RNA from Colletotrichum truncatum, 2367 nucleotides. RefSeq names its product het domain containing protein. The record is from RefSeq and is a predicted model, not a curated record. Lineage: Eukaryota; Fungi; Ascomycota; Sordariomycetes; Glomerellales; Glomerellaceae.